AAAGCAGAAAAAAAAAUUACUUUUGGUUUGUUUUGGUUUUUUUGUGUAACUUUUUAAAUAAAAUAAAUUGUGUACAAAACAAAUAAAUUUAUAUUUUUUAAUAACAAAUCAUAAUAAAAAAGAAACAACACGACAUCGAUGUAAGGAUAUGGCACUGCCACGUAUAACUGAUUUUGAAAUAUUGGAAAAAUUAGGAGUGGGCAGUUAUGCGACAGUAUACAAGGCAAAACACAAGAAAACUAAAACUUAUCAUGCCAUUAAAUUUGUGGAAAUGUCUUCGCUGUCCGGCAGCUCGCGAGAGAAUUUAAUUACGGAAAUUCGCCUGCUGCGCUCGUUGAGCCAUAAAUAUAUUGUUACCUUGGAAGACUUCUUUUGGGAUGAUAAGAACAUAUACAUAGUCAUGGAAUAUUGUAAUGCUGGCAGCCUAUCAACAUUUAUACGUUCUAAAAAAUCACUGCCAGAGGCCACUUGCAAAUAUUUCCUUAGACAGUUGGCAGCUGCUGUUCAAUAUAUGCGCAGCAAUGAUGUCUGCCACUUCGAUUUGAAGCCUCAGAACUUGUUACUGACCAAAAACAAUUCUAAUGUUUUCUUGAAGGUGGCCGAUUUCGGAUUUGCCCAACAUUUGAAAUUGGGUGAAAUUAAUUUGCAAUUGAAAGGAUCUCCUCUCUAUAUGGCGCCAGAAAUAGUGCGCAAACAUCAGUAUGAUGCUCGUGCUGAUCUUUGGAGUAUAGGUGUGAUAUUGUACGAGUGUUUGUUCGGUAGAGCUCCCUAUAGUUCGAAAACUAUUGAGGAACUGUUGAUGCGUAUACGGAGUUGCGAGAAAAUUAAUUUGCCACCAAAUGCUCGCAUAAGUAAGGAGUGCGAAGACUUAUUGAGUCGUCUAUUGCAACAUGAUCCAGCCAAACGUAUUUCGUUUAAUGAUUUCUUUAACCAUGCAUUUUUAGAUCUCAAAACAUUUCCUUCAGAAAAGACUCUUCAAAAAGCAGUAGAGUUAGUAACACAAGCCGUGGAAUAUGAUGAAAAGCAAAAUUACAAAGAGGCCUAUUAUCUAUACUGCAGUUCACUGCAAUAUUUUGUACCUCUCAUAACAGAUGAAGCCGAUGCUAAUAAGCGCAUGGCUUUGCGCAAUCGAGCUCUAACUUACCUCAAACGAGCUGAAGAAAUUAAAAAUGUGCUAAUAGAGCAGGAAUACAAAGCCUUAGCUCUACGACAAAGUAAGGAACAACAGAAACAGGAGCCUUCAACGUCAACGAACAUAAUUACGGAAGUUUUGGAACCAGAAACUCGUUACAAACAACUAUUUGCAUUGUCUCACUCCAGUCCUUCAUUAAAAACAGCCUUGGAAAUAGGUCGACAAGGUGAAUUAUAUCUAUAUGAACGUAAAUAUGAUGCCGCAUUAGAGUCUUUUACAUCUGCCUUGGGUAUACUGGUGCCGUUUCUUAAUAAAGAACCCAAAGGCGAAAGAAGAACUUUAUUAAUACAACAGCUGGAUUUUUGGAUGAAAGAAGCUGAGAGCAUUAAAAGUCUUUUAAACGCUAAAGAUAUACAAGAUGAUGACCAAAAACUUAGCCAUUCGGUACGCAGUUGCAGUAUUCAGUAGAUUGAAUAUACUAUAUCUUAGAACCGUACAUGUGUCUGUUUGCUUUAGAUUUAGCUACUAGAGUUGUUCUUUCUUCUUAAUCUAUAUUUUCUAAAAUUAUUCUUAAAUAGUUUUUCAUUUUAUUUUUUACAAUAUACAAAACUUUUUAUAGCUUUUACAAACGUACACAAUUUAUACUUAUAGACAUAUGCUUUUAAUAUUUAUGUAUUUUGUUAAUUUUUUAUAUACAUAUAUUGUAUUUAUUGUCUUUUGUUUAACAGCAAACAGUAGCAAAUUUGUGAUUAGAAAAAAAUAUAUGUACUUAUUGUUUUAUUUAUUUUUAAUAAUAGUUUAUAUUUUUUGAUAUUUAUGUUCCUUAGCAUUGGCAUUAUCAAACAAACCAUUUCGUGAGUAUAUCAUUGUUUUUAUAUAAUUUAAUUGUUGUUUUAAGUUCCAUAUGCUUUACAUUGUUGAGAAACAUUUUCUUGUAUGUAAUUUUUAAGAAAUAAAUUCUAAAAUUUAUCUAUUUAUUGUUAUAAAAAAAAUAAACAUAUUUAAAUAAAACAAAAA
This is a messenger RNA of Calliphora vicina (urban bluebottle blowfly), 2149 nucleotides long. It is a transcript of the gene Aduk, whose product is annotated as Another Drosophila Unc-51-like kinase. Gene Ontology annotation, biological process: reticulophagy; peptidyl-serine phosphorylation; regulation of autophagy. The record is from RefSeq and is a predicted model, not a curated record. Gene Ontology annotation, molecular function: ATP binding; protein serine/threonine kinase activity. The coding region runs from base 149 to 1600 and encodes 483 amino acids. NCBI's taxonomy places the organism in Eukaryota, Metazoa, Arthropoda, Insecta, Diptera, Calliphoridae. Gene Ontology annotation, cellular component: autophagosome; phagophore assembly site; phagophore assembly site membrane. The transcript is spliced from 5 exons.